Molecule: messenger RNA, 2061 nt
Organism: Leptonychotes weddellii (Weddell seal)
Lineage: Eukaryota; Metazoa; Chordata; Mammalia; Carnivora; Phocidae
Source: RefSeq, a predicted model, not a curated record
ACUGGGCUGCUCGGGCUGGGGCACCGCCCCUGCGCUUCGCGCACACCCGGAAGCGUCCUAGUCCAGUGGAGCCCGGCGGGCGUGGGAAUCCGGGCUGGGCCAAGGCCGCCAGGAGGCAAGAUGGCGACUGGGCCAAAUGGGCUCGACGAGUGGGUGGGCAGCGCAUACCUGUUUGUGGAGUCCUCGCUGGACAAGGUGGUCCUAUCUGAUGCCUAUGCUCACGCCCAGCAGAAGGUUCCGGUGUACAGGGCUCUGCGGAAUGCACUGACAGCACUCCUUGCCCAAGACCCCUCCCCAGUACCUACCUUUCGGGGGGGGGCCCUUUCCUAUCUCAGGGCAGAGGCCACAGGAAGCUGAAACGUGUUGGGGGAUCCGCCUCCUUCCUGGGCAGCGGGAGCCACAGUUGGUAGAGGCCGAAGACCUGAGACCUCUUGUUCCUCUGCUGCCCCGCGGGCCGCCUACCCAGACGGCUUAGCUGCCCUGGGCACACGCCCCUCUCUGUACUGCAAAGCCUCUCGCCACGUCCCUUUUGCCUACCCUCAUUUGGGGCUUCAAGGAUGGGGCUGGGGUGGCACCCACUCCGUCUUAGGGUGCUCCCUGUGGUAGGUUCUGGCCUUCAUUUUGGAUUGUUGCUGUGUGCAUCCCAAUUUUGUUUCCCAGCUGGGAGCUAGGGUCAGGGAGGGAGUCUGCGUGGGCUUCACUCCACUAUGGCCGCUUGGAGAACGGCCCCGCAUGGGGACCGCCUGUCGCCUGACUGUCCGCCUCCUCAGAGAGUGGCGGGAGCCCGGACGUGCUGCAGAUGCUCAAGAUCCACCGCAGCGAGCCGCAGCUGAUUGUGCAGUUACGUUUCUGCGGGCGCCAGUCCUGCAGCCGCUUUCUCCGCGCUUACCGCGAGGGGUCGCUGCGCGCCGCGCUGCAGGGGUGCUUGGGGGCGGCUCUCGCCCUGCCCUCGGUGCCGCUGCAACUGGAGCUGCGCGCCGGCGCGGAGCGGCUGGACACCUUGCUGACGGAUGAGGAGCGCUGUUUGAGUUGCAUCUUCGCCCAGAAGCCUGACCGGCUCCGGGACGAGGAACUCUCGGAGUUGGAGGACGCACUCCGGAAUCUGACAUGUGGCUCGGGGAGCCAGGGUGGCGACAUGGAGGUCGUUCCAGCGCCCUCGCAGUCCCUGGCCACCUCUCUCUCAGAGGAGAAGCCACCACCGCCGCUGCCGUCUGGCCAGACUUUUCUGUUCCAGGGUCAGCCCAUAGUGAACCGGCCGCUGAGCUUGCAGGACCAACAGACGUUCGCGCGCUCAGUGGGUCUCAAAUGGCGCAAAGUGGGGCGCUCCCUACAGCGAGGCUGUCGUGCGCUGCGGGACCCGGCGCUCGACUCACUGGCCUAUGAGUAUGAGCGCGAAGGGCUGUACGAGCAGGCCUUCCAGCUGCUGCGGCGCUUUGUGCAGGCCGAAGGCCGCCGCGCCACGCUGCAGCGCCUGGUAGAAGCCCUUGAGGAGAACGAGCUCACCAGCCUGGCAGAGGACUUGCUGGGCCUCGCGAAUUCCGAUGGCAGUCUGGCCUAACCUGAGUACCAGAAAAAGGGGGGAUCGGCCAGUUGCCCAGCAGCGUUUGGAGCACCCGGAUGACCCUAGGGUCCCUUCUGCUGCUAUUGCGGAGCUCCUGUCCAUCCACGGGACUCUGAGACCACACCGAUAACCCCACUUAGCCCAGCUGUUGGAGCUGCUGGGUAGUGUUGAUGGCUUUCUCCAGGAAUUGGGCAAGCACCCACCAUUCCUGUUGGGGUGCCAUUGGGGAUUUGGCCUCAGAUACUGUGAUAUGGACAAAGUGCAUGGGUGACCUGCUCCAGCGGUCUGCCCACCCCAAAUGAGGGGCUUCUGGCCAGCCCUUACCUCUUCACUCAUUGAACAACUAACUCAUUAAGCACUUGCUGUGUCCUAGCCAUCAUCCCGGGCGCUGCAAAUACUGUGGUGAGCAAGAUACACGAAACCUGCCUGCCCCCAGUUCAUACUCAGUGUUGGACUGCAGAUUUUAAGCAACAGCAAUAAAAUAUUACCCGUUCUUUUAA